Molecule: messenger RNA, 4902 nt
Organism: Stylophora pistillata
Lineage: Eukaryota; Metazoa; Cnidaria; Anthozoa; Scleractinia; Pocilloporidae
Product: NACHT, LRR and PYD domains-containing protein 3
Cellular component (GO): cytoplasm
Molecular function (GO): protein binding
Source: RefSeq, a predicted model, not a curated record
GGUGAUAGAAUGAACGCUCACGUCGCCCAAAUGAGCAUGACUGAAUUUGUUGGCUUUUUGGUCUUCAAGCUAAUUUUGGCUGUUUAGUCUUUUCCUCUGUCAUUACAAAAGAAUUUAAAAGCGAGAGAUGACAGGCCAUAUAGAUUUAGUUAGCUCACAGCUAUAGAAGGCUUUUCACAGUUGACAAGCAGACAAAGACGCCGAAGACGAAACAGAAGCACGAGUCUGAAGAAAAAAGCCAUGGGAGCCAAAACCAAUGAGCUUAUCUAUCUAAUCUGGAAGUCUCAAACAUACUUUGGUCAGCUUCAAGUUGGUGUAUGGUUCGUUUCGUAUUUGGUAACUUUAAUAGGAUUGGAAGUAUUUCAUUCCCGAGGCAGUUAUCUUAUUUGCAACGGCACAACAGAGUAUAGUGUAAAGUGUCCUGACAGUGACAGCCCCGCUUUGAAAAUGCAACGGCCUUUCCUCAGAGUAUAUGGUGGUGUUUAUUUUGCCAUUUGGCUGAUUUACACUCUUUACAUUGUUCCCAGGCUUUGGCGAUUCCGCAGGAGAAAAAGCACGACACCAUUAUGUGGUCUUUACGCCGUGUAUUGCUUGCAACUCUUCGCCAAACUUCUUUACAACGUUAUCAUGCUUUUCUUUUACAUUUCCCUUGUCUUUUACACGUUCCCAGUUCGACUAGACUGUGUCGUUCAGAAUUCUUUUGGUCCAAGUAUCACUUGCACCGAUAAGUUUCGAGUAGCGAAAUCUGCGCUGCAGACCACAGUCUUGCUCGUCAUUGUGGUGUUAACAUUUUUCUCUUUAGUUGAAUUCGUUUUCCUGUUGUGUCUUACAAGGUCGAGAAGUAGAACAAUCUUCAUUGGAGAUGCAAACCAACAGACUGAACACCUUGAUAAUGGCUGCUGGUGUGAAUGUGUUAUGCCAACAGAUCGACAGUUUGGCUUCUUUCGCCUCUACUUGAGCGAGGUCAGUGAGCAUCGCGAGCUUUCGUGCGUGUGUGUAAACCCAUUAAGAAAAUAUCUGGUUGACAUGAGGAAUAUUUACUCGACAAAAACAGAAUAUAUCGACCAUUCUCCUCUCGACGACGUCGAUAACUUGAAACUGGACGAUAUGUUUACAAGACCAGUGUUGUCAGGGGUGAAAUGUUCCAAAACUAUGGCAAAAAAAUAUUCAGUUGAAAAGAAAUCAACGAGCCUGGAGGGCAUCGGUAAUAUUUCGAUAACAGGCAAGGCAGGAAUGGGAAAGACCACCUUAGCUCAAAAAAUCGCAAGAAACUGGGCAAAGGAAAAGACCUCACUCUCCUCACAGAUCAAGAUUCUGCUUUGCUUGGAUUUUAAAGCUCUAGAAGAUUCUCCUGGCGAAGGGAUUUCCUUCGAGGAUUUAAUCCGCCGUCAGGUUUCUUUAGAUCCUCCAGAAGACCUUCUUGAUUUUGUGAAAAGCAAUCCCAACGCGACGCUAAUCGUGGUUGACAACGUCUGCAAACCAAAUUCUGGAUGCCAGGAAUCUGACUUCCGCGAUAGUUUUGAAGAAAAGAUGCCUUUUUCAGCUUUGUUGAAAAAGCUUGUGACUGGAAAAAUCUUAAAUGGUGCAACAGUUUUAAUUUUGUCCAGGCUUACAGACAACAGUGUUGCAGAUUUUUUCGGCGUUGCAAGUCAAACAGAACUCAUGGGAUUUUCUCCAAGUGAAAUCAAGGGAUACAUUGAGAAGUAUUUUACAAGCAGUGACGAUUGCGAAGACGACGAGUUGGCUACUGCCAAGUUGAAAGACAAUUUGACAGAUAACACACUUUCCAUAUGUUGUGUUCCACUACAUUGCCUCUACAUGUGCACUCUUAUGAAAUGGUUACGAAGAUCCGAUCACGCAAUUGUUUCAGAGACCGCAGGAAACCCUCCUGAAACCAUCACAGAACUUUACAUUGGCAUAGCACAAAUGAUUUCCUGCUUGCAACAGACUACCAGGGAGCCGAUCAGCCUGAGUGCAAUGGAAAUACACACGCCAAGCUUACAAAAUAAUGCUGUAGAGCCCCCUGCAGAGGACUCAAGGUCACCACUGCAAAAUGCCACCUCACCCACUCAAAGUCCCAGAUUUUCUUCCUGGGGACCCACCCAGCGAAAAACGUCGUCAAAAACCCAGUUUGCUCUUCAUCACCUUGCGGAAAUUGACGCAGAAGUCUGCUCUCUGGCAAUGAAGAGUAUUGACGAGGAUAUGACUGUGUUUGACGUUGAUUACCUUCGCUCCCACAUGUUAUCCGAGGAAGCAAUUUCGAAGUAUUUCAAGAGAACGAGACAAUCCGAUGAUUCUGAAAAGGUGCAGUUCACUUUCCGAUGCGACGAUCUUCGGGAAUUUCUCGCAGCCUACUUUGUUGUGUUGGACAGGUCAUUUAAAAGGCUCAAGAGGUUAGUAGAGCAAGUAAAGAAUGAGGGUUCAAGAAAGCAGGACCGAGUGCUUCAGUUUGCUUACGGUCUGCAAUUUAGUGAUUCACAGGCCUCAGACAAAAACAAGAAAGAGAUGAUUGAUCUCGUCAAAGGGUUAUACAGCGUGUCUCCGACCGAAGACAUAAAGAGGCAAAAAGAACUUCAGCUCGUUAUGAUAAAAUGUGCGGCUGAGAUAAAGGAUGAGAAGAUCUCACGUGAGGUGGCGAGCAAGAUGAUUCCUAUCGUUGAGUUUUCUGGCUGUGAGAUUGGAGUUGCAGAAUGCUCUGCUCUUGCAAAUGUGUUAGGGACGUCACCAUUUGCUUCCAUCAGUGCCGUCGAUUUAUCGGAUAACAAAAUCAGCGUGAUGGGCGCACGUCAACUCACACAGAAACUAUUGCUUCCUGGUAAGGGCCCAACAAAGGAGUUAAAUGUGCAAGGGAAUGUUCUGGGUGAUGAAGGACUUCAAGAACUUACCGAAGCUCUUAAGAAAAGGGAAUGUAGGCUGAAGACUUUAAACGUCGCUGACAAUUACAUUUCAAGUGAUGGUAUUUCAAAGUUAUCGUCAGCACUGGAGUCAAACACUUGUUUGGAAGAGUUGAACCUAAGCUGUAAUCAGAUCUGUAGUCAAGGCGUUGAACAUCUAUCAAACGUUCUACAAGUCGAAAAGGGUAAAAUCUCCAAGCUGAAUCUAUCCUGGAACGAUAUUGGAGACGACGGAGUGACUCGUUUGGUGUCAUUUAAACAAAGCACGCUAAAUCUUGCUUGGAACAACAUUGGCAUGAGAGGCGUUCAUUCCCUCAUCUCAAUAUUUCACACGUUAAACAAUCUACAAGAACUUGAUCUGAGUGGAAAUAACAUUGAGUCUGUAGGAAUAGAAGCACUGUUGCCUUGUUUCAUGGAUGCAAACUGCAAGAUAAGGUGUCUGGAGCUGAACCACUGCCAAAUACAAGACGAGGGAGUCAUCCACUGCUUAAAGAUUUUAAACUGUUUGCAAAAUCAAAUCACACGAUUAGGCCUCGCUGGAAACAACAUCACAAACGCUGGGGUAGAGAAAAUAGCAGAAGCUCUGACUUCGUUAGAAUGCAGGGUUACCAUUCUAAACUUGAGCUCCAACCUCAUCGGUGACAGUGGAGUGGAAAGUCUUUCAAAAAGCUUGAGUAGCCCAAACUGUGGCCUCCAAGAACUUGAUUUGAGCCACAAUCAGAUUCAAUGCAAGGGUUGCAAAUGUUUGGCCGAAGCAAUCAGAAAGCCCAACUGUUUAGAGUGUUUAAACCUUGAAGGUAACCAUAUCGGUAAUGAAGGAACUGCAAAACUGCUGUCUGCGCUCAGGAUCCACAACAACAAGCUCCACACUUUGGUGCUGGUUGCAAAUGACAUAGGUGAUGAAGGCAUCGCUGGCUUACCACAUACGUUCCGAAGUCCUCAUUGCAAGCUGGGUCGUCUUGACUUGGGGAGAAACAUUAUCAGUCGUACCAGUAUCGCAACUGUAAGCGAGGCAUUGAAGAGUCCCUUCUGCCAUCUGGAACAUCUGCGCCUGAAAGAUUCUCGAUUAAACGAAUCAUUCGAGGCAAAGGAAAGCGUUAGAGCCACUAAGCUGACUGAUACAGUAUAAGAUGAUGAUUUUCGCAUUCUUUUCAGAGUUUCAUCAUCGGAUCGAUAGCAGUUACUGAGUCAUUUAAACCACUCUUAGUUGCCAUAGAGUCGAACUUAGUCCCCUGUAAUCGCAUUGACAUCGAGUUGUGUUGACCUAGAGAUAGUCUGCGUGGUCUAGCACAGUGCUUGUGGUCUUUACCACAAUUGGCAAUAAUGUCACAAUCUGAUUGGUCAAUUUGCCGUCAUCUAUAAGAGUACAGACAACGCUACUUGCAUCAACGUGUCGCGCAACGUGUCUCGUACUGAAAGAAUCGUUUUAUUGACGUCGAUAUUGUGGUAAAAAAAAAAUCGAAAGUGGUCGUUUAGCGAAGUCUGUACUCUUAUACUUCUUAUCGACAACGACAUUCGUCAUCACAGUGGUCAAAAUGUUGUGACGAAUGUCGUUGUCGAUAAGAGAACAGACCACGGUAAACUACUUGCGAUUUGUUGACCUUUUUUUUCGGAAGAUGAUGAUUAAGACGGCUCAAGAUUUGAUAGUAACUUGUUGUCAUACCUGUGCGUAGACAUUUCAGUUUUCUCUCUCGUAGUCUUAGCUUUCAGUUCUCGUUUGUUUGAGGAUUUGAUAAUGGUAGCCAAGUAAUUGAUGAACGGAGAGCGAUGAGUACAUACUACACUGAAAGAUCACCUUGUGUUGUUUGUAGUUUCUUCCAGGCUUAGUUUCCCGAGCGAUCCAAGUAAUCUGACUCAAAUCUAAUUAGAAAACGCUACACAGAAACUCUGUUCGAUAAUUUGUAUUGAUGAUUUUAUGAACUGCAGGCACGAAGGAUCUGUUGAGAUAUCAAAGAACUCUAACCUCUUGAGCUGAAAGUAAAAGAAUAAAGACAGGAAUAUCUCACAA